Cokeromyces recurvatus is the source of this 852-nucleotide messenger RNA. RefSeq lists its product as uncharacterized. The transcript has 4 exons. The record is from RefSeq and is a predicted model, not a curated record. Bases 1 to 852 code for a protein of 283 amino acids. Lineage: Eukaryota; Fungi; Mucoromycota; Mucoromycetes; Mucorales; Mucoraceae.
AUGCAAAAGGAAAUAGAAUCUAUUCAACUGACUUGGCAAGAAGAACAACAAAAACUGUUGGCAGAGAUUCAUGCUGAACAUGAUCAAUCUAUGAAUGUACUUCAAGCUGAGAAUAAAAAAGCUGAAGAACAAACUGCAAAUAAGGAACUUUUAAAGAAAAAGGAGGAUGAGUUGACUUCUAUGAAUAAUCAGGUUCAGCAACUUCAAAAAGAAGUUCAAAAUUCGGACAAAACUGCAGAGGAAUUACGAACACUCAAGAUAGCGUAUGAAAACAUGUUAAAUGUUAAAGAUAAAGAAAUCAAAGAAGCUGAAGAAAGACUUGAAGAAGUCGUAUCCGCAUCACAGUUAAAGAAUGAUGAUAGCCGAGUUCAAUCUAUUGUAUCCCAACAUCAAAAAGAGAUCAAUGUACUUCAAACACAAUUCCAGCAGUUGCUUGAUUUGAAGGAUAAAGAAUUAGAAAGCUUUUCGUAUCGCUUAAAGACCGUUACAGCCUCACAGCAAAAGGAUAUCGAAAAAUUAAAUGAAGAAUAUAAACAAAAAUUAUUAACGUUAGAUGAUGAAUGUCAGAAGAAGGAGGAAGUUUUGAAAUCAAAAGAACUUGAAAUGAGAUGGAUGACUGCUGAAUUUGAGAGUUCAGAGGCUAAAUUAAAGGAUCAGGGCAUAAAACUCCAAAAUUUAGAAAAUGACAAUGGUAAACUCCGUCAAGCUAUUCAACAAUAUAAAGAAGAAAAUGAACAAAUGUUAAGGCAAGUAUAUUAUCUUGAUUAUUAUAAUUGCAAUGUAAACUGUUGUUGCGACGAUUUUUUUAUUUUUUUUUUUAUUUUUUUUUUUAAAAAAAAAAAUGUAUUCUAA